CCGCCCAGGCAGGCGACACAAAAAGUUUGGAAAGUCCUGACACCGUUACAUCGCUUGAACGCAGCCACAUCCUCGCUCGUGGAUUAUAAAGCCUGAUACCUAAUUCAAGAAAUCCACCCUACUUUAAAAACUAGAAUUGUCUGCUCUUCCGCUGCCACAGUCAUUGCAGCUCUGCCAUUGGACAAGGACACUUCAACCACUGCCCGAGUAUCCAUCCUCACACUCCAGAGACCCAGACUCAGCUUCUACCAGCACCUGAAACUUAAAAUUAACAGAGAUGGAGGGUCACAUGGCGCUGUUUGCCCUGCUUCUGUGUAUCACUGUUGCAGUUUCUGCCUCAAGUCCAACAUGUGAUCCAGUGGCGGUUAAUGACAACUCCUUUGUCUACGUGAGAGAAAUGCAUAUUGGCUGUUGGACCAGCUUCGUCGGAGAGGACAAGGCAGAGGUCCACAUCCUUAACCUGAACUUUGACACCCAGGAUCCAAAGAUAUUUGAACUCAAGAUGAGCAAUGUCAACCCAAUUAACCUAAUCAUCACAUCACGAGAAAGUGCCUAUGGUCUGCAGAACUUCAACACCAGUGUUAACGUUUAUAUAUCCAAUGACUCCAAAAUUUCCUUAUAUCCUAAACAAAACCAAACCAAGAUUCCCCACAAAGUAGACCUCCCCACUCAAGAUGAGGAACUGGUCAAGUGGGCGACACAGAAGUUCGGGGGUGUGACUUCCUUCACCACAAUCCAAAAUCCAAAAGAAAUCCACUUGACAGGAACAGGAACCAAAUCUGGCUCUCGUGACUGCAUACUUAAGAAUGAAGAUCCAUCAGAAAAACACUUUAUGAAGACGAUUUAUAAAAAUGUACACAGUUCAGUCAAAUCUUGCUCCCCACUGCAACAGAACCGUGGUGAAGAUGAGCUUCAUAUCAUCAACAUCCCAGAGAAUGCCAGCAUUCGCAAUAUAUCACUUCGCACGGGCACAAAGAAGACCAACAUGUUCCUGAGAGGUCCUCAGGGCACCACAUGGAUCUUCCUCAACCCGCUGUAUACAACAUUUGGUUCUAACAAUGAGAUCCUGCUGCCCACCAUCCCACAUAAAAUUCAGCCUGUUUUAACACUGAACAGUGACAGAGCAGAGGAUGUGCAAAGGAUGGCUUUAGAUCAUUUUAAAGCCAGUACUUUCACCAGCUACACUGAAAUCAAACCAGAGGGCUCUAUGGUUUUACUGGUUUUCGAACAAAAAGAAACCCCUGCAGUUACAGAAACAGUACCAGUUCCAGUCAUUUCCAUUACAACUAACGCUCCUCAUCAGAUGCCUCUGUUGAUGCAGCUAUACGCCUCCCCAGAUUACCGCUCUCCCCUGGACCCUAAAACCAAGGUGCAGAGUGACAAGAGAAUUUAUGCAGAGAUUUCAGGGAACACUUUAGGGGAUAUUGUUUUGACCAUCAAGGUGAUCCGCUGCUUUUUGCGCUCCAAGGGCUCCUGCCCUGUAGUGAAAGAGCUACCCUUCAUUUCAGAGGCCUGCUCCUCGAAUUCAUGUCCCAACAGCACACGAGUCAGCUUUUCUUUAGAUCAGCUCCAAGAGCUGACAUCCACCACGUGGGACCUGGAAUGUGCUGUCGAUGUUUGCUACAGUGAGAAAUGCGGAGAUGGAGGAAGAGUGAAGAGGAAUCUGGAGGUUACUCAGCCUUGUCUGCAACCACCAACCCCACCAUGCUUUGAUUUUGGCCUACCUGGUGUUCUGGGCAUCGCAUUUGGAGGGUUCCUGAUUGGAGUUUUACUUAUUGGAGCACUGUGGUUUAUCAAAAUAAAAACAGGUAAAUGGUACCCAACUGGACUAGACAUGAGCUCAACUGCAGCAAAUCUUCCUGGAUGUCCCUGCUCAGGAGCAAAACGACAACCUGUUUCCACCAACCCUUCCCCCUCUGAGAACAGCAGCGCCAACGCAAGCAUUGGAAGCACCCAGAGCACACCGACCAGCAGCAUGGCAUGAGAUUAUGGUAAUCUCCACCACCAGCAGGGCCACCAUCUCCCUUCAAAGUCACCUAUACGGGUUUUGUGCUUUUGUAUUCUUUAAUAAUGCUCAAAAGGCAUUUUUGCCCUCCUUGCCCCCCUUUAAAUUGUCAUUAAAAAGCGCAACCCACGUCUUUGACACACAAGCCUGGAAUGAAUGUGAUCUGGGAGUUUGUAAUGGUGGAUGGGAGGGGGGGGGUGACGGGUAACAGAAGUCUAAUCAAUGGCUUCUGACGCUCACCUCUGCUGCCUCUCUGUAAAGUCAAGCUCCUAGACAGGAAGUUAAAGAGGGCAAGAGAAGAAAAAAUUGGCUCCCAGAAACAGGAAAAACAAACCAUAUCCCCCAAGAGCUAACAGGAAAUUCACUGCAUUCCUUUCAAUGAAUUGUGCUUCUGUGAUCGCAGUACAAUAAUAGUUAGACAGGAGACAAACCAGUCAAAAGACUGACUUUGAAAAACAGAUGAAAAGCUGUUUUGCAUUCACAUCCAAGCGACAAAAAUAUGAAGGGCUUUUGGCUUGGUCAGUCCUAAAAGGUUAUCAACAACAUCUGUGGGACUGAAAAGCUCAACAUGUUAGGAUCUCAAACAACUCAAUGAAAUGCUCGCUCCAAGGUUUAUUUGUCAAAAUUAGUAUUCAAGGUCAAUGGUUAACAGCUACCUCCUAUUAUUUAGAAAUCUGGGGCUAAGUUUAAACUUAAAACUAGAUUUCUCUGGUGAAUUGAUGUUAUUUUCUGCCUUUUUACAUUUUUUAUUCUGUGUCACUGAAGGUGAAACUUGUAGUUGACCUUCCAGGUUAUUUGUAGCUCAUGAAGAAAAGGUUUUGGUGCAAUUCAGUGCUAUCCAGUAGCUAUAUCAAGGCCUUCAUAUCAAAAGAGUUUUUUCCCCCCCGUGUUUAUUUCAAAUUACAGAGAAAUAUAUUUGAUUUCCUAUUUGCUGUACUCAACAAAUCAUCGUAAAUUGCAUUUAUGGCCCAAAGGUAGCAAUAAAUUAUGAACCAUUAAGAAAAAUUACUUUUAUUUAUGUGAGCUCCGAAAUAAUCACUUUUAUAAUGUACAAUACCGCAUGCAGAGAUAUAUGGCUGUAUUCAGAGCUGAGUAAUGUCCCCGUAAUGAGGAGUUAGCACCAAAACUCAGACCUCAGACUCACAUAUCGACGUAAGCACCACUCAUACAGCUACGCCCACAGGGUGGAGUUUCCCCAAAAUAGACUGUCUGGAGGUGGAAUCCAGUAAUUUUCCUUUGCACAACAUCCAGUCUCACCAGAAUCUGUAAUAAGUCCAUCACCACUGCCUGAAAGUUUGUUGUAACCACAAUUCUUCUUCAUAAAAUUAAUGUGUAUGUGGUAACAGACACUGACAUACAUAAAAAGCCCUUUAUGUCCUGUAUUAUUAUUUUUGCUGGUGUAUUCAUCACCCUAUAGACCUAGAUGCAGCAGUUUGUGGUGUAUUAUUCCAUCCUACAUUAGAAGAUCAAGACUCGACAUUAAGCAAGUGCAAACUGUCCACCCUACUUCCUCAUAUUUAAUGUCUUUUCAUUCAAAAUGCAGUCUGCCACUAAUGUUCCUCUCUGUCUUGUGAUUGAAGAUGAGUGUGCAGAAGGGAAAGAAUUUUUAGACCUCUAAUGGAUGUUACGGAUCAGCGAUGCAUUCAGAGAUUCCGCUUUGGCAAACAAGCCAUCCUUGAUCUCUACUACACGCUGAAGAACUGCCACCUCAAUAUGACCAAACUCCUAGAGCCUUUUUUCCUUACGGCAGGGGGGGAGUACAGGUACUAACAAUAGGCUGUAAUAUUCUAUUCUGAAUUUCAUAUUUAAUUGGCAUUUGUUAUGGAGAAGAAAAUGAAAUAUGUGAGAUUUCCUUAAAGGCAUACACAAAUAAAACCUGGCAAACUCAGAUUUGUGGACUAUAUUGGUAAAUUUGAUAAUCUAAAUUUAAAAACCUGCAAGCUCCCCUCACUAAAUUUUGACACUUUUUCCUUAACUUUUAAACUUUAGCUGCCCAUGAAAGUCACCAGCUCUGAAUACAGCCAGUGGGACUGCUUAAUAUAAUCAAUAGUAUCAGUAGUAUGAGAGCUACUUAUUGCUACAAUUCAUCAAUCAGUUGUACUGUACAUGAAGUAUAUUUUUAAAAUUUAAAACUGGUUUUAUUUUCAGCUGUCACAUGUCAAACAUUAUGAUAUGGAAAUUAGUGCCUUGUUAAAAUGAUUAACUUCUACUUUCUACAUUUGAUAGGCUGCAUCAGCCAUUGCAGUGCUAAUGCUAGACAGAAGCUGCAUAGAUGCAUGUUGGGGGCUUUCAUUAGGGCUACAACUGUAGAUGGACGGUUGAUCCGUGAACCCACUAUUUGUUUCAAUGUACAAAUGUAAAUGUAUUUGAUGUUUUUAUUGCUACUCUUUUCACCUCUAUAAAAAUAUUCCCAUCUCACGUCAAGUCUUGUGGUAUAAGUAAGCAGGCAAUGUUUCAAAAAAGAAAAAAACAAUUUGUAACCACAUAGCUGUGUUAAAAGCACCCGAAAUUUGAUGUUAAAGGUUUUCUUUAUAUACAUUUGAUACACUGAUGUACUUUUACUGAUGCAUAUACUGUAUAUUCACAUUCCCAGUAGUUACUCACUUUCUGAUUUGGAUUGUUAAAAUAACUUAUUCACCUUCAAACUUAAUCUUAACAAAAAAAAAGAUCAGUGUUUUCCAAACCAACACUGCAUUUGUAAAAUGUUUCCUCAUUGUCUGUAUUUGAGCUAAGUAGCUUAUUCCCUCUCUCUCACUCAGUGGGUGUGUGCAUGUACGUUUUCCUGUGCAUGUCUGAUUUUCUUUGUGUAUUUGUGUUGAGACAGAGAACAAAGAGGGCCAGUACAAAUUGCCACUUGAGUAUUUGUGCAAUAUGAUGAGGUAAACUUGUAUGUAAUGUCUAUAUGUAGUUUUUUUUUUACUAUGUUUUUUUGUAAGUGUUGUAUGAUAUUCUAUUCUUCUACUAUUUCCUUAACCUGCUUUGUUCUUUUCUGCAUAUGAAGAACUGGGACAAACCCUAAUCAAGGCACUUAUUAAAUGCACAAGAUUUGUUUUGUAUUUGAAUAGUUUUUUUCCCAACAUUUUUUAAAAAUUCAGUUCAUUCGGUUUGUUGGUUUUACCCCUGUUUGACUUAUCCCCUACUGAUUCCCCUACUGUCCAAAAACAUGGCAUAACUUUGCUGAUACUGACAUCCUGACAUUGUAUUAUGUUCAUUGUACUAUCUUCUGUGGGUGUGAUGGGGAAGUACAUUCUCAAACAGAGUAGCAUCCCAGUUAAAUAUGCAACACUCAUGUGCAGUUAGCAGGAAACAUUCAAACUUAGAAUGUGGCAGGUCGUUCGUUGGCGCUACUUUUCUUUUAAUUUUAGAAAAUGAUUGCAAUAUCAGACAAAGUCUUUCCUCCCCCCUCAAAUGUCACGUAUUCUGUACCUGUGUUAAACUAGGCUCGGUGAAUGCCAAGUUCUGUCUGAGCACUGACAGUAAAAUCGGACAGGCUGUCAGUUAAUUCACUUGUUAAGCCUGCAGAUCCCUUCGUUACCUCUGACAACAGCUUCCUCCUCCUCAGACACUCUGCACAGUUAAAUGAAAAUAUGUGUGCUCUGGGUGUGCAUAUACUACAGUCUAUGUACUGUAUGUGUAUGUGUGUGUAUAUGUGUGUGUGUGUGUGUGCGUGUGUGCGUUUGUGUGUAUCUGUGUAGGUGUACAAUAGAAACUAUGUCUACAUUUAUGUGAGCGAAUUCUUCCUCCAGAUUCUUAGCCUUGUCCAAAUUCAGAAUUCUUACCAAACAAUCUGAAGUCUUAACUACACGUCAGAAUGUGUGCUUUGGUUUUAUAGAAUAUAAAAUGCAAUGUUAUUUUUGUGCUAGAGUGGGCAGCCAUUAACCCUUUAAAAUGGGUCCAUUGGUUGAGACAGUACUCAACUGAUGUUGUGUAUUUCUAUGUUGUCUCUGAAGAAAUAUAUGUUUUGUCUGAAAUUAUCUUAAUAAAGUGAAUAUGACAAAUGUU
This is a messenger RNA of Thunnus maccoyii (southern bluefin tuna), 6007 nucleotides long. It is a transcript of the gene eng, whose product is annotated as endoglin. The transcript has 14 exons. Lineage: Eukaryota; Metazoa; Chordata; Actinopteri; Scombriformes; Scombridae. The record is from RefSeq and is a predicted model, not a curated record. The coding region runs from base 278 to 1984 and encodes 568 amino acids.